CAUGGCAGCUUACUACCAAGCCGAAAACCCAUAUCCUAUUUAGCGCUAGCGGUUACUGGUUAAGGAUUAACGCUUUAAAUAGUGUGCUAAUAUUGGCAUGUAAGCAAAGCGCUAACAAUGUUUGAACUGUUCAAUACACGGAUAUGGAGGUUUAGUGAGCCAGCUAGCUAACGUCAAUUAGCUAUCGGUAGCAUAACAGUAAUCUCUGUGAGAUAUCCAAGAAGUUUGCAUGGCAAUUCAGACCUGACAUUAUGAUCGGAUCUUAGCCACUUCAGAAUUGGUAGGCUACGUUAUUUAGUUAAUCGCGUAUUGUCUUCAUAGGAAAACAUGGAUGUUCUCGGCUAACUUCUGCGACAUCAUCUAACAGCUAGCGGUCCUCCCCUCUCUCAUGAAAAUAUGAGGGAAAUGAAAAACGAAUGCAACGACGAUGGUAAGAUCAAGUCCCACAUAUCAAUGUCCCUCAAGUCCUGAACCAUCAAAAACUGAAAACCGACAUCAGCUGGGAUAAAGAAUGUCCCUAAUUUCUAUCACCUUUCAAGAAGGGCAGAAGAAUGUCACACAAUUGGACCAGGGUGGCAUGGAAGGAUUACAAGAGGGUGCAGGACGUUUGGAGCCGCAUGUUUGUAUUGAAGGUCCAGAUGGAAGUGUAUCAGAUGAUGAUUUGAAGAAAACAGGAGUAUUUCCCGAAAUAUUGUCUGAAGAACACCUUUCCAGAGACAGUGCCUCCUGGUGUCAGACAUCCAUCAGCAAGUCUCUUCAGAGGGCUGAGGCACUUCUACGCACUCGGCUGAACCCCAGCCGCUGGUUGCUACGGCAAAAGGAAGAAGACGGCAGCUGGGACUUUGAGAGUGAGAACACAUUUGUAGCAUGCCAGAACUUGACCUCCCGUUCCUCUGCUCGCCUUCAAAGCAUUGAGCAGACGGUGGUGGACAUGAGCAGCCAUUGCCAUGUCCUGUGGGACCGUGGAAGACGGCUUCGGCCACGUGGCUGUAUCAAGGGACUGUCAUCUACUGCCAAUGGGGAUGCCUACUGCCACUUACAAGCGUCUGCUUUUGGCGAGCACUAUGGGCAGCUGCAGUUAUUACUGGAAGAGCGAUCUAAGCUCAUUUUCCUUCAUGAGUAUUCCCAGCGCUUACGUGUGGCGAAUUGCUUUGUGACAAAGCUCUCUGUUCUACUGGACCAUGAGCGGCUAUUGUUGGUUAAUAGAACACAGAGAGCAAAUAAGUCCAUUUCGAUGUGGAACCUUGGCCUACAAGAUUUAAGCCAAGAGCUGAGAGUACAUUUGAACCACUGGGAUGUGCUUUGUGCCAAAGCUCACUCAAAUGUAUACUUGAGGAAAAUCCUAUUCUGGUGGAAGGAACCCCUUCACACAAUGUGUCAAACCUUUCGAAUUGUGGGGUUACAGUCACUAUUCCUGAUGGAGCAAUGUAUAUACAUUGCACUCUGUAUCCUGGCUACUGAACACCUCAUCCAUGUACCAACGGAUGCUUUAGAGGACCUGUUAGCCUCCGUACAGAUCUUCAACCACACUGUUAAGGAGAAGUUCCAGCACAACACAGCAGCUUGGAGAAAGCAUGUCAUUCUACUCUCAGACUGGCCUUACUUAAGUAGUAGUUUGCCUAGAAUAGGCCCAGAACCCAGGACUUUCACAGUGUUUCAACUAAUAAAGAUCUUGGCUGAACAAAGAGGGCAGAUCACGGCAGGACAGCUCUGUCUCUGGACUUCUCAUCAGAGUGAUGUCAUCACUUGGUCUGGACUUGGUACAGAAAACAACAGUUUUGAUUGGAAACAUCCCGAAGAGAUUUUAUCAGUUCUCUCAAAGCAGGCUUUAGACCAUAGUUCCACUGGGCAACAGGUUGAACUAGACAAUCUUAACUUGCAUCACAACAAGGCCACCAAAGAUCUCCGACCUUGCUCUUGCUGCACAGAUCCUCCCUUUUGGUCUUUUGUCCAUAGAGAUUGUGAGUGUAUAGAGAUUCUGUUCCAGGCUUUAGUAUCAUGCACUGACUUGCUGUUACCACAGACUCUAAAGCCACCCAUGCAUGGCCAUCUGGACACCACUGAAACCCUCUUGGAAGACUGUAAAAGACUUGGUGUGAGAGAGCUCCAGCCACUGUCUAUCUGUGGAACGCAAAAAUCAGUUCAGUGGAGAGAUUUGGUCAAGACAGAAUUAUGUUUGGAACUUUUCUCCCAGUACAAGGAAAUGUUGUGGAUGGAGUUCAGCAAUGCAGCCAUGAGAUGUUUCUUUUAUCAGGGACAUCACAAUGUCAUCGGAAGUAUGAAUCAGUGGAGGGAUCACAUGAUGUUUCUUUUAGUCAUGUGGCUCACUCAUGGUCUCAGAAGAGAAUUCAUUCCAGUUGAAUGUGUAGAGGUUUUGAAGGGGCUAUGUUCACAGAUGUUGUAUAACACUGCCUGCAUGCACUGGGAUGAAAUAAUAUGUGAUGCAUUGGGGUAUAGUCUGAAGGACAAGUGUCUUCCUGGAGCUAUGGCGAGGACCACCAUGGUGAGAACUGCCACCACAGAGCGACUGGUCCAACUCUUUAACCCCCUGUUCAUGAUGCUACAACACUUGAAAAACAGGCUACGAGCAGGUAAUGGUGGCCGAGUGGCUCAACUGCAGAUCCUUGGUGCACUUUAUAGAUCGGUUGCCACUGUGCAAUCGACAACUUUCUGGGUCAUGAGCAAGGCAUACCAGUUUCUGUCUUCCUGGUACAUCAACAAGUUCCUUCUCAUCACCCAAGGAGACCUUGUGGUUCUACAGGCUUCAUUGAAAAGAAAUGCACAGGAAGUAGAGGAUUUAAACGGUAAAGGAGGUCAUCCUGUCAUUGCACCAUUGACAGCACAGUUCACAAGAGGAGUAGCAGACCUGCAGGCUUUUUCUAACGGGAUUCUGAGGAUUUUCUCCAUGGAUUGUAAGAAGAUGUCUAUUGAGAUUUUUGAGCAAACAAUGCCAUCAGCAAAACACUGGAGGGUCAAUUACCAAACAGAAUUACCCAGCAGCCCGAGCGAGUAUGCCACAUCUGCAGCCCAGAGUGUAAUUGGCCAGGUGCUUGAGGGAGUGCAACAUUUGCCUGAGGAGGCGCGGGUCGCAGCUUUAACUGAAGCCAUGACUGUAUUCAUGGAGGCUUGGAUGGAACACAUUCUCAAGCAGAAAAUCAAGUUCAGCAUCCAGGGAGCCCUGCAGCUUAAGCAAGAUUUUGACCUGAUCCGAGACCUGAUCCGGUCGGAGGAAUAUAGCUUAUCGGAGGAGCUGCACCAGAGGUUGUUGUCUCUGCGUGUCUUUCAGCAAGUAGACAGUGCUAUUAUGUGUCUGCUACAGCAGCCCAUGGCAAAGCCCUACAUGCCUUCACAAGCCUGGGAGCCCUUUCGACAUUGCUGCCCCAGCAUUACACAAGUGGACCAAGCUGCUGGUAGUCUCAACAACUUGGAUAGCAUGGAUGUUCAAGCAGCUUGCCACAGCUCACUGACCCAGGCCCAGAAUUCUCUCACCCCAGAGCUGGUUUCUGCAUUGCCUGACUCUUAUCUUCCUCUGGCUCAGCAAGAAUGGUUAGAUCUGCGCAUUCAUAAUAGUUCCCGUUGGAAGCUCCCUGGCUUGCACUGUUUAACCAGGUCAGAGCCAUGACAUGACAAUGCAUUGCCAGCUCAAUUACUCUCUGCAGCCCUCAUUACAGUUCCAGUGCCUUAUUGUAGUGUUGAACUAGGAAAUACUGCUACAUAUGAACAUGGCAAAACUAUGAAAGAAUCAGUGUCACAAGUGCCUGAUUGUAAAAAUAAAAACUGUGUACAUUCUGGUUGGUAGUCAUAAUAGCUAGUCACCUAGUUUUCUGUCUUUAUAGGAAAUACCUCAUUGGUUUAUUUUUUUCAGUUAUUCUAAAUCUUACAUCAAAAACCUUUUUGGUGCUUAUUUUAACAUAAAUUGGUUGAUGUUUAUAUACCUAAUGCUAAAUCAAGUCCAUCAUUUAUCUUUUUUAUAAACCCUAUCAACAAUUAAAUGCCAUUUGACAUCUUAUUUUAUAAGAUUAGUUGUGAGAUCAAAGUCCAUGAAACUCAAUAUAGACUAUUUUAUAUUUCUACAUGUUGUUUUUGCAUUCAUGAAUGGACAAAUAAAUAAAUACAUCUGUGAGUAA
Molecule: messenger RNA, 4127 nt
Organism: Sardina pilchardus (European sardine)
Lineage: Eukaryota; Metazoa; Chordata; Actinopteri; Clupeiformes; Clupeidae
Gene: ccdc142
Product: coiled-coil domain containing 142
Exons: 14
Coding region: 512-3622 (1036 amino acids)
Source: RefSeq, a predicted model, not a curated record